This is a messenger RNA of Sturnus vulgaris (Common starling), 1709 nucleotides long. It is a transcript of the gene RAD1, whose product is annotated as RAD1 checkpoint DNA exonuclease. Gene Ontology annotation, cellular component: nucleus; checkpoint clamp complex. The record is from RefSeq and is a predicted model, not a curated record. Lineage: Eukaryota; Metazoa; Chordata; Aves; Passeriformes; Sturnidae. Gene Ontology annotation, biological process: DNA damage checkpoint signaling; DNA repair.
CCAUGCCGUUCUCGGCGCAGCCGCCCGCCAGCGCCGAGCGCUACGCGCUGUCCGCCAGCCUGGACAACGCCCGGCACCUGUCCAGCCUCCUGCGGGCCGUGCACUUCCAGGACCACGCCACCUGCCUGGCCACGGCCAGCGGGCUGCGCGUCACGGUGGAGGAUGCCAAGUGCAUCCAGGCCAACGCCUUCAUCCAGGCAGAAAUUUUUCAGGAAUUUUCUGUUCAGGAGGAAUCGGUGAUGUUCCGGAUCAGCUUGGCUGUUCUUCUGGACUGCCUCACCAUUUUCGGAACCAGCUCCUUGCCAGGAACAUCAACAGCCCUUAGAAUGUGUUAUCAAGGCUAUGGGUAUCCCCUGAUGUUAUUCUUGGAAGAAGGAGGAGUAGUAACAGUGUGCAAAAUCAACACUCAAGAAUCUGAUGAGUUGCUAGAUUUUGAUUUCUGCAGUACAAAGGUUGUUAAUAAAAUUAUCCUGCAGUCAGAGGGACUACGAGAAGCAUUUGCUGAACUGGAUAUGACCAGUGAAGUUCUGCAGAUUACCAUGUCUCCAGAUAAACCCUACUUCAGGUUAUCCACUUUUGGAAAUGCUGGAAGUGCACAUCUAGACUACCCUAAGGACUCUGAUUUGAUGGAAGCAUUCCACUGUACCCAGACCCAGACAAACAGGUACAAGAUUUCUUUGCUUAAACCAUCCACAAAGGCACUGGCUUUGUCUUGUAAAGUGUCCAUUCGAACAGAUGCUCAAGGAUUUCUUUCACUGCAGUAUAUGAUUAGGAAUGAAGAUGGACAGAUCUGUUUUGUGGAAUACUAUUGUUGCCCUGAUGAGGACAUCACUGAGUGAGGCAGAACUGUAGGUGUGUGUGUGCUGGUGUGUGUGUGCUGGCGUCUGUAAUAAUUUUUGGUUAUAUAAAAGAUUAUAUUUUUUUACAAAACUAAAUGAAAGCUGUAAAGUUUGAUAGAGGUAAUAUUGUCUUUAUAUUUUAACUCUGGAAUAAGAAAGCUGAAGACUUUCAUUUUCUUCCACUGCAAACAUUCUUAGCCUUGACUCAAACUAAAGCUGAAAAAGCUUUAGAAGGGGGAGUUGAUGUCCUAUAGACAUCAGAUGCUUCCAGCACAGAUGUUAAAGUACUGUUUGUGUAAUACAUUGAUGCUUUUUACAGUGUUCUCCAAGAAUUUUUGUUUGUGUUAUGUUUUUUGCCUUUGGCUUUUAGUAAGCAAUUACACAAGGGAAAAUCUGAAUACUGGCUGUAUGUUAGCCAGUUAACUUUCAGUGACUUAAAACCAAAUUUGUCUUGAAAGAGAGCAACAUUUUCAAACUGAUCUCUUAAUAGCAGCAGGUGGUUUCUUGUUGGCAAAUGCUGACAUGUUAUGUCAGUGAAGCCACUAGGCUUCUCCUCAUCUUGAUUAAUUCUUAAUAUAACUUAAUUCCUUGGAUUUCCAUCUGACACCAAUUUACCAUUUUGUCUGCAAACUGAUGUUGAAUUGGUAAAUUGAUAUAGAAGCCAGGAUUUACUGACUCAUUACUCAUAACUGUUCUGGCAACAUCAUUGUUUUGGAUCAGUGGUUUAUUACACAUCUGCAAGAAUGCUGCAGCUGAACUGUUUCUGUAUAUUCACGUCCCAGCUCUUACUCUGCUGCUCUCUGCUGGUGAUGUCAACAAUCGUGAGAGAGAACAGUUUCAUAUUGAAAAUUAUUUAUUAAAUUAAUUUGC